AUGAAAAUUAACCGUCUAAAUGUGGAAAAUGAGGUAAAGAAAGGCGCCAUCCCGCGGCAAAUCGAGUGCUACAGCUGCAUGUCGCUGUCCUAUCAGACCAAUUGGAAAUACCUCCAGAGCACUUAUAUAUACCCAAAGGUAUUCACCGAUCGGUGUCGUGACCCUCAACAGGAACGGGCUAUGCCUACUGUAAUGUGCAGCAGCAUUUGCAUAAGUCUGCUUGAGCCCGAGAUUGAAGCCGGCGUCCUCAUCGGCUUCAAGCACAUUCGUGGCUGUAUGGACCGUGUCCUCCGGAAUGGCUUCAACGAGACGGCCAUCCGCACGCAUCGAUUUAAUCAAAAUAAUCAAUGCCGGACGCUGUCCCGGGCAGCGCUCUUCAACCCGAUCAAGGGCCAGGAGCAAUACGCGCUCGGAGAGGUGCAACUCUGUAGCUGCUACGGGGAUCGCUGUAAUGGCGGAAGCGCCGGGACGACGUUCCGCUUCUUUACCAUCAUCUCCAUCGUGUUGAUAGCCGGCUUUCUGCGGCCGCCCUGGCCGGAUAUU
Molecule: messenger RNA, 543 nt
Organism: Mesorhabditis spiculigera
Lineage: Eukaryota; Metazoa; Nematoda; Chromadorea; Rhabditida; Rhabditidae
Source: the annotation of a GenBank genome assembly